This is a messenger RNA of Anguilla rostrata (American eel), 5675 nucleotides long. RefSeq names its product synapse differentiation-inducing gene protein 1-like. The record is from RefSeq and is a predicted model, not a curated record. Gene Ontology annotation, cellular component: membrane; intracellular membrane-bounded organelle. Bases 1715 to 2434 code for a protein of 239 amino acids. The transcript has 4 exons. Lineage: Eukaryota; Metazoa; Chordata; Actinopteri; Anguilliformes; Anguillidae.
AAAGGAGAUUGAGGGAGGGAGAAAGAGGGAGAGGGGCAGAGAUUGAUCGGACUGCUGCUCCGUAGUUCUGAAGUCAUUAGAAAGCCCAGCCUCGUAGAAGACAGGUAAAACAGCAGGAGGGAGUAACAGUGCAUUUUAAGAGCCCUAACUGGUCUGCAAAACAGGCUUUCUUAUCAGGGAAAAAAGAGAGAAGCAGACAAAGGUAACAGGAAAAAAUGAAGAGAAGAAGGGAGAAGUAAAGAAACUCUCACUGGAACACGCAAGCAAAGGGUCACAGGCACAUUGCUUUGUGACUGAUAACAGCUUGGAUACACCACACACACAUACACACACAUAUAGUGACCAUUCCAGGGGUCACCGACAAAAAACACACUUAUACAUUAUACAGUCUCAUCCUCUUUCAAAGAGGUGCACAUGUGCACACCUAGCUGAAGACGGGGAGAGCUCACGCUGCCUGACUGACUGACCUCGCCUUGCACGGACCCUAAUUCUGGAGUCUUUGGGGAGGGGGGCGAGGGUCAAACUGGGACACUGUUUUCACUCCCCACUCCGGGAAAACAGCCUGCGAUCAAGCUGCACCUGCCCCACGCUGGACGACCAGAGGGCUUGGAGUUAAAAGGGACAUCGAGCGAAAGGGAGUCUUCUGACUAGGGUGCUUCACCAACAGAGGACAAGGACACCUACUAAAACAGCUCACCUAUCGACCUCCUCCAUUGCCCAGAAUCCCCAGCACUGUCCAAGAGGAGGGCCUCUGCCACUGGAAACAAAUGGCACCACUUUAAAUCAAUAUGGCGGACCUGUGACUUCAUCACUGCCACUCCAUCUUGUCUGGUGUCGAUCUGCUGGGCGAAAGAGAGGCCAGAACACUGUCCGUUGUGUGUCAAAGAACUACAGGAACAUGGCUGGAACAGGACAAGGGGAAGGACACGGGCAAGGUCCCAUCUGAGCGUUAAAAAUAACUACCUGCGAAAGAGGCAUUUUGAGAUUGAUGAUGCAUCAAUCAAAAAGGAAUCACGCUGGAAAUUUUUUCCCUCCAUUUCUCCUACAGCAGGCUGGUUUGAUUUGCUGACAUUUAACUUUAGCUUGCAGCUUGAUGAUUUCAUCACAGGUUUCUCAUUACCUUAAAAAAAAGCUGUUUUUUUUUAACAUUUGCAGACUUAUUUGACAAUAACAGCAUCUUUCAACCUGGGGUUUCCUUUUUAGCCCUUUAAUAGACAGCGUGAUUUAAGUGCGGGUUGACAUUUUGCAUAAUCCAUUUCGUUUUGAUGAGGCAUAAUAAGGCGGAAACCAAAUUCUUUAGUCAGUAAGCCUUGGAGGAGUUAAACCACAUGUGACUGAAAAAAAGGAAUAUAGUUGCUUUUGCAAGAGUGGCAAGCGAGGCUUAAGCACGUAAGUGUGCGAGAGCUCCGUAGCUCGAUUUGAGACGAGCAGAGGAGAGGAUCUAGACUGCUGCAGUAUCGUUCCACGGAGUCAGAUGUGCGCUUGUGCGUCUCCGGGCUUUUGGAUGAAUCAUAAUGAUUAAACAGAAAGGUGACAGAACGAACUGCAGUAAAUAUUUCAGAGGGGGAAAUAUGAUCUUCUGUUCAGUUAUCUUUCCUCACUGGAUCAGAUCACAGCUCUGAAGCAAACCCGGGCCACGCGCGCUGAGCAGCGUAGCAAACAGAUAAAAGCUCCACCUGUUGGAUGCGGUGUCCGCCACUUUUGGAAGAGCGGGAUGGAGAGUCUAGAUGAACUGGAGCACCCCUUGCUGGGUGGCAGCCCCAAGCACAGUGGAGGACCUGUUGCCAGCACUGGUGGCAAUGGGCUUUUAAAAGGCAUCUUAGUGCGGUGCGGGGAGGAGAGCACACUGCCCCCAGUGGCCUGGAGGAGUUACUGCACCCCAGCAGAGAUCGCCCAACAGCAGCUCCUGGACCCUUGCUCUCUACCACGCUCCCUGGAGUCCCUUUACCCAACAGCUCCGGCAUGGGGCCAAUCAGAGUCUCUGGGCCUACAGAGGAAGGACUAUCUGGAGACCACAUUUGUGGACAUGGGCCCUGGUUCCCCGCUGGAGAAGAAGCUGCUGGACGAGGAACGGGAUAGUCACAGCAUCUGCUACAGCACAGAUGAGGACGACCUCCUGCCCGAUUAUGAGGACUCUUCGAGCGAAUGCUUCAGUGAAACCGACAGCGAGCGCAACUUCCCGCUGAUGAUCCCGCAGGACUACCUGGGCCUCGCCGUAUUCUCCAUGCUCUGCUGUUUUUGGCCCCUGGGGAUUGCGGCGUUCUACCUUUCCCAGAAGACUAACAAGGCGUCGGCCGAGGGGGACCUCCAGGGGGCGAACUCCGCCUCUCGCCAGGCGCUCUGGUUGGCCGUGCUGUCCAUCGUCUUCGGCGUCGUCACGUACAUCUGCGCUGUCGCCGCCCUCAUCUCCUACCUGUCCGGGAAACCCCCCUAAGCCCCCCCCUCCCCCCCAUUGGGCUCACUCCCCUACGGCAACCCCUUACGACACACCCCAGCUCUCAACCCCACCUUUCCCCCGAUCCCCAGUGUACCCCUGAGAGUUCCACAUUAACAGGAACCCUGUGGUUUGGAAUGACCUGCAAAUGAAUGGGAAGGGAGAUGCAUUGGGAUUGGACUGGACUGAAAUAUGUCACUGUUUAAGUCUAUGGGUGGGCCAUAUGUGUUCAGCUUAAUCUGAGCCGGACCAAAAUGUUUUAAUUUAUGUUCAAGACAUGAAUUUAAAAAAAACACGCAACCUGAUCUGAAAUGAGGUCCUGAGUCAAAAAGCUGAUUAAUGACAAUAGCUUUGUUUUCCCAUGACAAGCAGUUGUGAUGGUGACAUUAUGAAAGCCCAAGUGUCUCAGAAUUUGGCAUUUUUGGCAAGCAUAAUUUUAAUAGCAAUGUCACACAGAGAAAGCAAACAAAAUGUGAUUAUGUGUGAUGUUAAAAUGUUUUCUGAGAGAAAGCUCUGUUGAAACAAAUCCCAGAAUCCUUUGUUCUAUGACAUCAUGAGUGACAAUGAGUCGUGGAAGCACGGUGUGCAAGCUCAUAGGUGACAUCAGUGUAUAGUUAUAACUUGGUUUUUUUUAGAUGGUUUCAAACAGACAUUUUCAAUUCAUGAUCCUCAGGAAACAUUACGUUUUCCUCAUUUUUUUUGUAAAAUGGAACACGUCUACAAUUUUAUCAACAGGAGUAGUUCACCAUGUCUCUGUGAAGAUGUGUUCCAUUGUGUUCCACAUAGUCAUAUCUAUGCCUUUUCAUAGUAAGAUGUUGCUUAAAUUGCCCCGUUAAGAACGUUUUUAUUUCAAGUGAAAUUACUCCUGAACUAUGUGAUUCUAUUUACUUACAAAUCAUUUUCAGAUCGAAUCUUUCUCAAGGCAGUAUUUGCACCUUAACUAUGUAACAUGGAAUCGUUUGGUGAGACUUGCACUAAAACAUUGAUAUGUAAAGUCAAUAGUAAUAUAAAUCUAAUACUGUGAACAUAGAUUUUACAGAAAGCAAUCUGGAGAUGCAGUAAAGAUAAGAUGGACACGGAUGCCUUUUCCUCAUUCUCCUGGCUGUGUUGCUCUCCUGUACCUUUGCACGUCCAGAAUUCACCUGUUUAAAUCCACUGGAGGCUUGCAAAGCCCUUGUCAACAUUUCUUUAAAGAAUUGUGAAGAUUCACAUAAAGCUCUGUGGGCGGUGUUCUCCCACACGCAAAAUAUUCUAGCUGAAUUCCAUUACAUUAUUGUGUAAUGGAAUUAACAAUGGCAAAGGUAACAAUGGAAUCAUCAUCCCUGAAAUCUCCGUGGAGAUGCUGAACAAAAGAUUCUUUUAAGAGAGAAUGGUGAUUCCCAGAGAGUGCUGCAAGAAAUGGAACUGGAACACAGAGGGAACACAGCUAAGUCAUGAGCCACAGCUAAGUACAGAAAGUGUUUUUUGUGUCUCAAUUCCCAUUCUGACUAAUACCGUACAUGUUCUUCCCCUGCACACAAGAAAGCAGGGACCCUUGAGGACUGUAAUGCAUUGAGAGAAACCCCCUUGCCAAUGUCAUCCCCUGAGAGGGAUACCUUCACAAUCAGGCAACUAUCUUUGAUAUUGCAGCCGAACAAGUUGAGCUGCGUUAAUGAGCUGUUGUACAUGUUGACCCUUUGAUCAGAAGUACAUCAGAACACAAGAAGGCAAUUACGUUUCCAAGGAGAUGAGAUAAGCCCGCUUCUGAACCGCCGCUCGAGUCGAGGCCUCGGUGGAGUGCGGCAAUCAAGUCACGUGACCGGACAUUCUUGGACUCCCAGAGCAAGGCUUGCAUGUAAUCAAAGAUUACAUAACUCUGCAACACAUUCCAUUUUGAUCACCGCAAAUGAUGUCUGUGACCUUAAGUUGUUAGCGCAGAUGAUUUGCAUGGUAUUUUUGCACUUUAUUGCAGAUUUUCAACAUUGUAUGUUUAUCUUGCUUCCACCAAUGCCUUGUGUUCUGUUCUUCAUACAAAAGAACCUAUAAAAGAAACUACAGCUCCCCCAGGAAUUAUUUCUGUGUUGCCGGGGAGAACUUUAGAUGUGUGCAGUAUCUCUGACUAUGUAAGCCUCUUAAAAAACUCAAAUACUCAUCAAGUACAGUUUACGUUGAGCAGUAAAUACUAUACAUAUAUAGCAGUACAUAGUAUAUAACAAUAAGCAACCCACAGUCGGUGGUGCAGUCUGCAAAAGUAGAGAGGACCAAUCAAAAUAUUUAUAGCCUUGAUUUUAUACAGAUAUGGCCUGUAAAAGGAGAUUCAUUUCAGGCAAAAUUGAUACUCACUGGUCAUGUGUUAAUAACAAGCGCAGGAUUUUAGCAUUAUUUGGCAUAUGACGUUCUAUUUUCCAGAGCACACAGUUAGUUACAAUUAGAGAAAGUCUCUUUAAUGCAGGCAGCUUACCUUAGAGGAUGUGUCUGUGUUGAGUAAACCUGGACACUACCACUGUCAAGUACUGACAUGGAGUUGGGGAUGUUAAGUGAGUUACACUGACCAAGCACUGUGCAAGCAAUCCUCACAUGCUGAAGAACACAUUAUGUAUACGAUUCUCCUAAUCUUAUCAAUGUUCAAAUCCAUCUACAAAUAUUUCAAUAGCAAAUAGGGAUGCAAUCAACUAAUGGCAAUGAUGUAUUUAUAAUAAUACUGAUUGGAAGGUGGUGAUUAAAUUAAAUUAAAGAUACAAUUUUAAGAUUUAGGCAGUGUGUGUAGAUCACUGAGGUCCUAAUAUUGUAUUCAAGGGAGAGUAUCUUAAGCACACCAGAAAGAUCAAGAUAAUAAUAUAUAAUGCAUAAUCAUGUGACUCUUUUUCCCAUAAUGCAUCUGCACUGCAGUUUGCAUCUUCUAACUCCAAGUCUCAAGCGGCAGAAAAAUGUUUUCGUUAAAUGCACAGCCUCUGCACCAAUGACCUCAGAGAGUCUUGUUCCACUAUGCUUUGAAUCUGAGCUUCAUGGGAUAAACUGGUCCCAGGUGCUGCAUGUACGUCAUGUCAGAAGCAUUCUUCUUUUCUUUCAAUCGUAGUAAAUCUGCAGAAGGACACUAAAUGACAGGGGCAGGAGCCAAGCUGGGGAUUAUUUUUUAUUGUGUGUGACAGCUGACUGCUUCUGGUGAGAGGGGCCCAGACUGGCAACUUGUGCUGUCUCUCAUCCACCUGAAAAUGAUCAUGUAAAUAUGCCGUUAAAGAUAUAAUAAACUGAUUCAAACAUC